Molecule: messenger RNA, 7418 nt
Organism: Tilletiopsis washingtonensis
Lineage: Eukaryota; Fungi; Basidiomycota; Exobasidiomycetes; Entylomatales
Product: putative TOR1-1-phosphatidylinositol 3-kinase
Exons: 9
Coding region: 153-7244 (2363 amino acids)
Biological process (GO): TOR signaling; negative regulation of macroautophagy; protein phosphorylation
Cellular component (GO): nucleus; TORC2 complex; TORC1 complex
Molecular function (GO): protein binding; protein-containing complex binding; protein serine/threonine kinase activity
Source: RefSeq, a predicted model, not a curated record
CCACUGCCACUCCGCCCAGCGCCUCGCCACGGCAGCAGCACCGCAGCGCCCACACCGCGCUCCCUCAUCCUCGACCCGCAGCGCAGGAGCAGCGCGGCCCGUGCCCACGCCGCCUCUCCUGCCCCUGCGCGUGUGCUCGCGCCGCCGCCGCCAUGCCCGUCGGCCCGGCGCCCAUGCUGGCGGGGCCAAGCAUGGCUGCGCUGGCCGCACAGCAGACCGAUGUGCUCGGCCGCAUCUUCUCCAAUCUGAAGAGCAGAGACGAGGCUGUCCGGCUGGCCGCCGGGCGAGAGCUCGCACAGCAUGUCGCCUUUGUGGCCGCAGAGCUCAAGGGCGAUGCCGUCUCGGUCUUCAAUAACGAUCUGAACCGGCGCAUCUUCGAGCUGACGCACAGCCCGAGCACACACGAGAAGCUCGGCGGCAUCGUGGCCAUCGACUACCUCACUGACCUGGAGAGCGAGGACAACAGCGCACGCCUCUACCGCUUCUACCAGUACCUCAAGCCGAAUCUGCCCUGCAAUGACCCGCAGGUCAUGAUCGCGGCGUCCAAGGCGCUCGGACGAGUGUCCAAGUACGGCGGCCACUCGCUGGGCGACCAGUUCAUCGAGUUCGAGGUGCAGCGAGCGCUCGACUUCCUGCAGUCGGGCGACCGGAAUGAGGCGGGCCGGUACGCAGCAGUGCUGAUCAUCCGCGAGAUGGCGCACAAUGUGCCCCACCUCUUCCACGCAUACGUGCCGCGCGUGCUGGAGCGGAUUUGGGUGGCGCUGAGAGAUGCCAAGGUGCUCGUGCGGGAAGGUGCUGCCGAGGCGAUGGGCGCCUGCCUGCAGAUCAUCGCCCAGCGCGAGAAGCAGAUGGGCGGCCAGGCCUACGAGGCCAUCUAUGAGGAGGCCGAGCGGGGACUGAAGAUGAACACAGUCGAGGCGAUCCACGGCAGUCUGAUGGCGGUGCAGGAGCUGCUGCAGCACUCCAAGACUUUCAUGCGAUCACGCUUCGGGCGAGCCUGUGACCUCGUCGCGCGGCUCCACAAGCACCGCGACCCGCUGAUCCGGCGAACGAUCACGAACCUCGUGCCAGUGCUGGCGAACUACGACCCGCACUUCUUCGCAGAUCAGCACCUGGGCGCCGUCAUGGCGCUGCUGACGGAGCAGCUGCGGAGGGAGCGCGACCGCUCGACGCGGGAAUCCGUCUCGCAGACGUUCGAGGCCAUCGGCCUCGUGUCUGCGGCGAUGGGCAGCAAGAUGAAGCCGUACAUCGAGCGAAUUCUCGCCUGCGUCAAGGAGGGCCUGCAGUCCCGGGGCCGCAAGAACCCGACGCCCGAGGCGCCGAUCUUCUUCUGCAUCGGCUACCUAGCCAUGGCUGUGGGGCCGCACCUCACGCGCUACAUGCACGAGCUGUUCGACCUGAUGUUCGCGUGCGGCCUGAGCAUGCCGCUGGUGCAGGCGCUCGAGCGCAUCGUGCGUGCCGUGCCGCCAUUGCUGCGCGUCGUGCAGCUCCGCCUGCUCGACAUGCUCUCCGUCACGCUCACAGAUCAGCCUUACCGACCGCUGGGCGCGCCCGCGCGCAGGCCCAUCGCGUCCGUCACGGCAGCUGUGCAGCCGCCGGCUGAGCACAAGACCGGCGAGUCGGUCACCGUGGCGCUGCAGACGCUCGGGCAGUUUGACUUUAGCGGCCACAUCCUCAACGAGUUUGUGCGCAGCUGCACGCUGCCGUAUCUGGAGGACGACGCGGUCGACGUGCGGAAAGCGGCAGCCGUGACGUGCGCCCGCCUCUUUGGCGACGACCCGAUCUGCUACCAGACGAGCAUGCACGCGAUCGAGGUCGUCAACGACGUGCUCGACAAGCUCAUGACGGUGGGCAUCGCCGACCCCGAGGCCACGCUGCGCAAGACGGUGCUCUCAGCACUCGACGAGCGCUUCGACCGGCACUUGGCGCAGGCCGAGUACGUGCGCUCGCUCUUCAUUGCGCUCAACGACGAGGACUUUGGCGUGCGGGAAGUGGCGAUUGCCAUCAUCGGCCGGCUGGCCAAGCACAACCCGGCCUACGUCAUGCCGUCUCUGCGCAAGGCGCUCAUCCAGCUCCUCACGGAGCUCGAGUAUGCCACCGUCAGCCGGCACAAGGAGGAGGCCGCCAAGCUGCUCACCGACGUCGUGCGCGCCUCGCAGCGCCUCGUCAAGUCGUACGCGCUGCCGAUGCUCGAGGUCCUGCUGCCCAAGGCCAACGACCCUGCGCCCGGCGUGGCGGCACGCGUGAUGGAAUGUCUGGGCGAGCUUGCACGCGUUGGCGGCGAGGACCUGGCGCCGCACGUGGACCAGCUCAUGCGCCUGGCCAUCGAGCAGCUCUCGUCACACUCGGUGCACGGCUCCACCGCCAAGCGCGACGCCGCGCUGCGCAGCCUGGGCCUCGUCGCCUCGAAUACAGGCAACGUAGUGAACCCGUACCUCAAGUACCGCAGCCUGCUCGGCACCGUCGUCAAGAUCCUGAAGAACGAGCCAAACCCGGCCGUGCGGCGCGAGACGAUCCGCGUGAUGGGCAUCCUCGGCGCGCUGGAUCCGUACCGCUACAAGCUGCUCGAGAAGACGACGGAGGACGGCGUAGCCGAGGCGGGCAAGGCCAGCGGCACGGACCUUUUCGAGCUCGCCAUGGCCGUGGGCACGAGCACCGAUGACUACGCGCAGAACGUGGCCAUCGACUCGCUCAUCAACAUCCUCAAGGACCCGUCGCUCUCGACGCACCACCACGCCGUCAUCGAGGCGGUGAUGUACGUGUUCAAGACGCAGGGCCUCAAGUGCGUCACGUUCCUGCCGCAGAUCAUCCCGGCGUUCCUCAACGUGAUCCGCACGUGCAUCACGGGCACCGAGUUCUACUGGCAGCAGCUCGGCAUCCUCAUCGGCAUCAUCCGGCAGCACGUGCGCAACUACCUCAAGGACAUCUUUGACCUCGUGCAGGAGAACUGGAACCCCAACUCGAGCAUCCAGCUCACGAUUGUCUCGCUCGUCGAGGCCGUGGCCAAGGCGCUCGAGGGCGAAUUCAAGACGUACCUGCCGAUCCUCCUCCCGCAGCUCAUCCAGACGCUCGACGGCGAGAUCACGCCGAAGCGCCAGCCGACGCUGCUGCGCAUCCUGCACUCAUUCGUCAUCUUUGGCUCGAGCAUCGACGAGUACAUGGGCCUUGUGCUGCCCGUCGUCGUCAAGAUGUUCGAGCGCCCGGACGCCUCGCAGACGCUGCGCCGCUCCGCCAUCGUGACGAUCGGCCAGCUGGCGUCCAAGGUCAACUUCUGCGACCACGCCUCGCGCGUCAUCCACCCGCUCGUGCGCGUGCUGCAGUCGGGCAGCCCGGAGCUGCGGCCCGCCGCCAUGGACACGCUUGCGGCGCUCGUGUUCCAGCUCGGCCCGUCGUACGCGACGUUCAUUCCGGUCGUGUCCAAGGCCCUGGCGCAGAAGGACAUCCGGCAUGCCAAGUAUACGGAGCUCGUCAACAUGCUGCUCAACGGCGAGCGCCUGCCGCAGGAGGUCGCGCCGGCGGACAAGGCGCUCGACGAGCGCGCCGAGGAGGCGCCGCUGGCCGAGGCGACCAAGAUGACCGUCAACCAGCAGCACCUGAAGCAGGCGUGGGACACGUCCAAGGUGUCGACGAGCGAGGACUGGCGCGAGUGGCUGCGGCGCAUGGCCGUCGAGUUCAUGCGCGAGUCGCCGUCGCACGCUCUGCGCGCGUGCCGCGCCCUCGCCGACGUGUAUCAGCCGCUGGCGUACGACCUCUUCAAUACGGCGUUCGUGUCGUGCUGGACGGAGCUCUACGACAACUAUCAGGACGAUCUCGUCAAGGCCAUCGAGGUGGCGUUCGACGCCGUCGAUAUUCCCGACCAGGUCAUUCACAUGCUGCUCAACCUCGCCGAGUUCAUGGAGCACGACGACAAGGCGCUGCCGAUCAACAUCCGCCUGCUCGGCGACCGCGCGUACAAGUUCCACUCGUACGCCAAGGCGCUGCACUACAAGGAGGCCGAGUUCCUCUCCGAGACGUCGCCGCAGAUCAUCGAGGCGCUCAUCGACAUCAACACGAAGCUGCAGCAGUCCGACGCCGCCUUUGGCACGCUCACGUAUGCGCGCGAGCACCUUGACAUUACGCACCACGAGGAGUGGUAUGAGAAGCUGCACCGCUGGGAGGAGGCACUGGUGGCGUACGACCGGAGAGCAGGCGGCAAGAACGAGUCCGAGACGACGUUCGGCCGCAUGCGCUGUCUGCACGCCCUCGGCGAGUGGGAGAGCCUGUCGGAGCUCGUCUCGAUGAAGUGGGUCAACGCGCCAAGCGACGAGCGGCGGCAGAUGGCGCCGCUGGCCGCCGCCGCCGCGUGGUCGCUGGGCCAGUGGGAUCUGAUGGACGAGUUCAUCUCGGCCAUGCGGUCCGACUCGUCGGAGCGCUCCUUCUUCCGUGCCAUUCUCGCCGUGCACCGCUCGCAGCGCAGCAGCGCCAACAAGCACAUCACGCGCGCGCGCGACUCGCUCGACUCGGAGCUCACGGCGCUCAUCUCGGAGAGCUACUCUCGCGCAUACGACCUCAUGGUGCGCACGCAGAUGCUCUCCGAGCUCGAGGAGGCCCUCGUGUACAAGCUCGACUACCGCGACCAGCCCGACCGCCAGGCGACGAUGCGGGCGACGUGGAUGAAGCGCCUCAAGGGCUGCCAGCCCGAGGUGGAGGUGUGGCAGCGCAUCCUGUCCGUGCGCAGCAUCGUGCUCACGCCCGUCGACGACACCGAGACGUGGAUCAAGUUCGCCAACCUCUGCCGCAAGUCGGGCCGCAUGGUGCUCGCCGAGAAGACGCUCAACUCGCUGCUCGGCCCCGAGCUGAUGAGCAUGAAUGGCGCCACGGCAAACGGCAACCUGGACGCGCGGGCAGCGGCCGCCCUCGGGCCCAAGGCGCCGCCGCCGGUCAUCUACGCGCACCUCAAGUUCAUGUGGGCGAGCGGCGCGCGCGUCGAGAGCCUCAACUACCUGCGCGACUUUACCGUCAACCUGGCGGAGGACCUGGGCCUGCACGCCGUCGACGAGCACGGCAACCCGGUGACGCAGGACUGGCACUCGGUGCCGCGGCUCAGCGAGUUCGCGCGCCUCCUCGCCCGCUGCUACUUCAAGCAGGGCGAGUGGCAGGCGGCGCUGCACGAGGAGUGGGUCACCGACGACCAGUGCGACGUCAUCGACUCGUACCGCCGCGCCACGGAGCUCGACCGCAAUUGGUACAAGGCGUGGCACGCCUGGGCGCUGGCAAACUUCGAUGUCAUCUCGCACCACGAGAGCCACGGCGACGUCGUGUCGGCGCAGAUGAUCGCCGCGAGCAUCGUGCCCUCCGUGCAGGGCUUCUUCCGCUCGAUUGCGCUCGCGAGCGGCAACUCGCUGCAGGACACGCUGCGCCUCCUCACGCUGUGGUUCAAGUACGGCUACCAGGAGAACGUGGCCGACGCCGUGUCCGAGGGCUUCAGCAGCGUCAUCGUCGACACGUGGCUGAGCGUGAUCCCGCAGAUCAUUGCGCGCAUCAACUCGCCGAGCGAGAAGGUCCGCCGCCUCAUCCACCACCUCCUCUCCGACGUCGGCGCCGCGCACCCGCAGGCGCUUGUGUACCCGCUCACCGUCGCGGCCAAGUCGCCGAGCGUCAUGCGCAUCCAGGCCGCCAUGGGCAUCAUGGACAACGUGCGCGAGCAUAGCCCGCUGCUCGUCGAGCAGGCGCUGCUGGUCUCCAACGAGCUGAUCCGCGUGGCGAUUCUAUGGCACGAGCUGUGGCACGAGGGCCUCGAGGAAGCCUCGCGGCUCUACUUCACCGAGCACGACAUUCCCGCCAUGUUUGCCACGCUCGAGCCGCUGCACGACGCGCUGGAGAAGGGCCCGGAGACGCUGCGCGAGACGUCCUUUGCGCAGACGUACGGGCGCGACCUCAACGAGGCGCGCGAGUGCAGCCGGCGCUACCGGCAGUACAGCGAGAUCACGGACCUGAACCAGGCGUGGGACCUGUACUACCACGUCUUCCGGCGCAUCACCAAGCAGCUGCCGGCGACGAACUCGGUGCAGCUGGACCUGCAGUACGUCUCGCCGAAGCUGCUCUCGCUGCGCGACCUCGAGCUGGCCGUGCCGGGCACGUACCAGAGCGGCCAGCCCAUCGUGCGCAUCACGCAGUUCGAGCAAGUCGUGCUCGUCAUCUCGUCGAAGCAGCGCCCGCGGCGCCUCAAGAUGAAGGGCAGCGACGGGCGCACGUACCAGUACCUGCUCAAGGGCCACGAGGACCUGCGGCAGGACGAGCGCGUGAUGCAGCUCUUCGGCCUCGUCAACACACUGCUGUCCAUCGACUCGGAGUCGUACAAGCGGCGCCUCGACAUCCGGCGCUUCCCCGUGAUUCCGCUGAGCCCCAACACGGGCAUGCUGGGCUGGGUGGAGAACAGCGACACGCUGCACGUGCUCAUCAAGGAGUACCGCGAGCAGCACAAGAUCCUGCUCAACAUCGAGCACCGCCUCAUGCUGCAGAUGGCGCCCGACUACGACAACCUGAUGCUCAUGCAGAAGGUCGAGGUGUUCGAGUACGCGCUCGACAACACGCCCGGGCAGGACCUGUACCGCGUGCUGUGGCUCAAGUCGCGCUCGUCCGAGUCGUGGCUGGAGCGGCGCACGGCGUACACGCGCUCGCUGGCCACGUCGAGCGUCGCCGGCUACAUCCUCGGCCUCGGCGACCGGCAUCCGAGCAACCUGCUGCUCGACCGCGUCGCCGGCCAGAUUGUGCACAUCGACUUUGGCGACUGCUUCGAGGUGGCGUGCGUGCGGCCCAAGUUCCCGGAAAAGGUGCCGUUCCGCCUCACACGCAUGCUCGUCAACGCCAUGGAGGUCGGCGGCGUCAAGGGCACGUUCAAGGUGACGAGCGAAAACGUGAUGCGCGUGCUGCGCGACAACAAGGAGAGCGUGCUGGCGCUGCUCGAGGCGUUCGUGCACGACCCGCUCAUCUCCUGGCGCCUCGUCGCCGACGACGCCAGCGAGCAAAAGGCGCCCGACGCCAGCGAGCACGAGACGGCGGGCCAGAUGCGCACGCAGCCGGGCGACGUGCGCAACCAGCGCGCCCUCGAGGUCGUGCGCCGCAUCCAGAACAAGCUCAACGGCCGCGACUUCAACCCGCAAGUGUCGCUUUCGGUGCCGGCGCAGAUCCAGCGCCUGGUGCAGGAGGCCAUGUCGCUCGAGAAUCUGUGCCAGGCCUUCAUCGGCUGGUGCUCGUUCUGGUGAUGCGCCUGCGGCUCUCUCCUUCUCCCUUUCGACAGCGCCCUGUGCUGCGCCUUUCCUGCUGCAUCUCUCUCUCUCUCUCCCUCUCCAUUCCAGACUCUUCCCCGCUCUCUCGCUCUCCCUGCAUCGUGUACUUCUAGCUCAAGUUCUCGCCGAACGACGAUCUCUCCCGCCUGG